AUGUCAACCAACUUGAAGAACUCGCGCUCCUUGCGCUUAAUCGUCGCCCUUGCAAUUCCCUUUACACUCAUUUGUUAUCUCUACUCGUGGAGACAAUCACCCAUAUUCAUCUCCCGUCCCGCCAUACCGCAGUCUUCCGAGACAACUAGAACCUGCACAGCAAUAUCAGUGCCUCUAAAGGAACCUUCAAACAACAAUAAUCUUACUACUCCCGCUGCACGCAUUUAUACACUGCCAGACAAGGUCUGGCAUUCUGCCAAGUUUGAUGAUAUAUCAGAAACCCAACGCGGAUGGACCGGCAGCUGGACCAGGAAAAAUCCCUCUAUCCGCCAAGAAUUGUUGACCGAUCGAUCCGCCGAAGCAUUCGUGCGCGCUCAUUAUUUUGAAACACGACCGGAUAUCGUGGAGGUUUAUGAAGCCCUUCCAAUCCCGAUUCUACGUGCGGAUCUUUUUCGUUACUUGGUUGUUCUCGCCGAAGGCGGCAUUUGGGGCGAUUUAGACACCUCCUGCGAGAAAGAGGUUGCCGAGUGGGUACCCGUAGAAUACCGAAAUGAGAAUAUCGAUAUGAUUGUCGGAUUGGAGUUCGACUUUGAAUGGCGAGGACCGGGGACGGAAGUUGCUUCCCAGUUCUGCAAUUGGGUAUUUGUCGGACAGAAGAACUCGCGCAAUCUGAAAGUAAUUGUUGACACUGUCAUCAAUAAAUUGGAGGGCAUUGCUCAAGAAAACGCCGUGAGAAUCGAAGGGAUUACCUUCGAAAUGCUUUCAGACGUGGUCGACGUGACGGGACCUAAGAUUAUGACGAUUGCGAUCCUGGAGAGCCUCGGACAAUUGCUCGGUAGGACCGUCGACGAUCGCGAUUAUGCACAAAUCAAGCAGCCCAAGCUGGUUGGUGAUGUUUUGAUCAUGCCCGGAGUCUCUUUCGCUGCUCUUCAAAACGGGAACCCGACGGAUCAAGGUGACGCUCUCGUGACGCAUCAUUACGAAGGCUCGUGGAAGAAGGAAGAUGCAGAUGCAAAGGAGAGGAAAAAGCAGAAGCAAGGAAAAGAACGGUAG
Penicillium roqueforti is the source of this 1053-nucleotide messenger RNA. Its product is annotated as CAZyme family GT32. The record is from RefSeq and is a predicted model, not a curated record. The coding region runs from base 1 to 1053 and encodes 350 amino acids. Gene Ontology annotation, biological process: protein N-linked glycosylation. Gene Ontology annotation, cellular component: mannan polymerase complex. Gene Ontology annotation, molecular function: alpha-1,6-mannosyltransferase activity. The transcript has a single exon. Lineage: Eukaryota; Fungi; Ascomycota; Eurotiomycetes; Eurotiales; Aspergillaceae.